Molecule: messenger RNA, 3684 nt
Organism: Cyprinodon tularosa
Lineage: Eukaryota; Metazoa; Chordata; Actinopteri; Cyprinodontiformes; Cyprinodontidae
Product: zinc finger protein 420-like
Exons: 6
Coding region: 338-3313 (991 amino acids)
Biological process (GO): regulation of transcription by RNA polymerase II
Cellular component (GO): nucleus
Molecular function (GO): RNA polymerase II transcription regulatory region sequence-specific DNA binding; DNA-binding transcription factor activity, RNA polymerase II-specific
Source: RefSeq, a predicted model, not a curated record
AAUCCGUCCGGGCAGCUAAAAACAAAAAGAUGCUAGGCUGUUUUUUCGUCGUUUAGGAGGCUUCUUUAUGUCAUUUAAAUGUUACCUCUAGCCUGACGACAUCUUCGGCUCGCAUCUACUGGGAAAACUUCCUGGGUACCGACUGGAGAAGCGAAUACUGCUGAGAGGAAGAAACAGAAGUUGUGUCAACAGGCAGCCUAAGCAGUGGGUUCCCCGGUAGAGAAGAGAUACCGAGAACAAGACUCAGAACCUUCAUGGAGUUAUUAGACAGGCAGGUCUUUCUGAUUCAGCUGGUUCUCAGUGGAGAGUGAAUGGGAACUCUUUUGUCAACCCCAGUAUGCCCAAUGACAUCAACAUGAAAGAGGAACUAGAGGAACUAGAACUACAGGAGACAAGUGUAACCAAAGAGGAACCAGAACGACACAAACAAGAACAGGGCUCUGUGGGGACUCCUGAAUAUUUGGAAAUACUCGACAAUGUUCCAGAACUGCAGCAGAUGAUGGAGACAAAGGAGGAAUCAGAACCUUCACGGAUUAAAGAAGAACCGGAAGAAUCAGAACCUCUACAGAUUAAGGAGGAACACAAGGAUUUCUUCUUUAAUGAUGAGCAGGUCAUAGUGAAGGAAGAGACUGACUCCUUCGUAUUAACCCUAACUGCUGAUCAAAAGCACAACGGCGACCUAGAACUAAACGGUUACCAACACCUCUCUGCAGCCUCUUCUGAAGUCCAGAACCAACAUGAACAAGGCAGAAACCAGAGAGACUCAAGGUCCAUGGAAAGGCUUAAACCAUACAAGAGGCAUCAGAAGUCUAAGAACCCUAGUGACUGUUUGGACAAAAAGCCUAAAAGAAGGAAAACGAAAAUAUGCUCCUGUGAAGUGUGUGGUAAAUGUUUUAAACAGCACAGGUACCUGAAUGCACACAUGAUGACGCACACAGCUGAGAAGCCUUUCUCUUGUCCCACUUGUGGAAAAAGUUUCCGCAGGCAGCCUGAGCUGACUCAGCACAUGCGGACUCACACAGGAGAGAAGCCGUUCCGCUGCCCGAUUUGCGGUAAAGGUUUUAUCCAGAAAACCACCUUAAAUUAUCACAUGAGAACACACACGGGCGAGAAGCCGUACGGUUGUGGGUUUUGUGGUAAAUCUUUCAUUCAGAGAAGUGAUUUGACCUGCCACCUUCGGAUUCACACAGAUGAGAAACCAUACUGCUGUGAGUUGUGCAGCAAAUCUUUCAGACACAGCAGUGAUUUGACUCGCCACAGGAGAACACACACAACUGGGAAGCCUUUCUCCUGUCCCACUUGUGGACGCGCCUUCAGCAAACAGUGUAAACUGAGCCGUCAUGAGAGAAUCCAUGAUAGUGAGAAGACUUAUUCUUGCGAGUCUUGCGAUAAAUCAUUCAGGCGGCGUUCUGAUUACGAACGUCACCUGAGAACGCACACAGGUGAGAAGCCUUUUGAUUGUGAGUUGUGUGAGAAAUCUUUCAGACAAAGGGGUGAUUUGACACGUCACAUGAGAACCCACACAGGUGAAAAGACAUCUGUGUGUAAAGUUUGUGGUAAAAGUUUCAGUAAUUCCAGUAGUAUGCUCAGACAUAUGAGAACGCACACCGGGGAGAAGCCUUAUAUCUGCAAAGUGUGUGGGAAGCUUUUUGGAUUCGGUGGUCAUUUGACUGUUCACUUGAGAACGCAUACUGGUGAGAAACCAUGUUCCUGUAAGGUUUGUGGUAGAUCUUUUAGUGACAGCAGCAGCAUGGCCAGACAUAUGAGGACCCACACGGGGGAGAAGACAUAUCCCUGUGAACUGUGUGAGAAAUCUUUCAGGCAGAGUUGGGAUUUGGCUCGUCAUCGUAGAACUCACACAGGUGAGAAACCCUUCCAAUGUCUGGCGUGUGGGAAAGGUUUUGUCCAGAAAACAACUCUGAGUUAUCAUAUGAGAACCCACACUGGAGAGAAACCUUUUCCUUGUGAAAUAUGUGAUAAAUCUUUCCGACAGAGGAACGAUCUGACGCGUCACAUGAGAACCCACACUGGUGAGAAACCGUAUCGUUGUGAAAUGUGUGAUAAAUCUUUUAGGCAGAGUAAUGAGUUAACCCGUCAUGUUAAAACUCACACAGGCGAGGAUCUAAGUUGUUCGGCCAGUCUUUCAGAGGAAGUCUCCACAGCAACAAUGUGUUCAAUUCAGCCUCUGAGAGAGUUUAUCAGACAGAGACUAACUGCUGCUGCUGAAGAAAUCUUCUCAGAGGUGGAAAAAACCAUCAUCCAGUACCAGGAGGAGAUCGACCGUCAGAGACUGCUGGACAUCAGCUGGAGACCCCGGAUCAGCUCACAGAGAGCAGAUGUCCCACAGAGUUAUGUCUCUGGCGGGACUGACCGAGCAGAACCAGAACCUCAGAAGGCGAAGGUGGAGCUGGAUGAACCAGAACCUUUGGUAAUCAAGGAAGAAUGGGAGGAACCAGAACCUCUUCAGCUGGAGGAAGAAAGCAGAGAAGGUGUCCAUCAGGAUGAAGCUCAGCUGAAUCCUGUUAAUGACGAGAUGGGCCACAGUGAACCAGAACCAAACAAGGAUCAGCUCCUGUUCCAGAACUCUGCUGAAGGCCUCUGGCGGUAUGAUAACAGGAAACAGAAGAAGGUUAUGACCCACCAGCAGCUCCAGAACCUGGAGAGGAUCUACAACAUAGAUUCAGAGGCUCUAGAAUCUCUUCAGACAAAUGAAGAACAGGACAACCUAGAACCUGUAUGGGAAAAAGAAAAAGAUCAUAGCAGACUUUGGGAUGAAGAGCAGGUGUCUGCUGCAUUUAAAGACAGAGCCCACAGAGGACCAGAACCAGAGGGGAGAAUUUUCUUCACUCUAAAUUCUGUGGAAGAUAAGAACCAAAAGAAGGAAGAACCCAGAGCGGAAGAUCCAAAUAGCAGAAUCAGAAAGUCAGAAACCAGACGACACGAUGAGAAAAGAAACGGAAGGAAAACGCCGCGCAACUGUAAUGUUUGUGGUAAGACUUUCUCUCAGUGGUACAUCGGUGUUCACAUGAGGAUCCACACAGGUGAGAGGCCUUUCACAUGCAUGACGUGCGGGAAGAGUUUCAGCCAGAAGAUGCAGCUGACUCGCCACAUCAGAAUUCACACUGGUGAGAGGCCCUUUCCAUGUAAGCUGUGUGGAAAAAGGUUCAGCUUGAAGCAGAGUUUGCAGCGUCAUCUGAGGACUCACACAGGCGAGAGGCCUUUCUCAUGUAAGAUUUGUGGGAAGAGCUUCCGCCAAAAGAUGACAGUCUCUCUGCACAUGAAAGUUCACACCCAAGAGAAACCGCAUUCCUGACAUUUAUGUGAAAAAUCGUUCAGACUGAGACAGGAGUUGGCUUGUCACGAGAGAAGUCACACAGCUAACCAUCCAAACUGAGUUUUUAAUCAAAGAUUGACCAAUAGGUGGAGAAAGAAUCUACUUUAACUAUAAAAAUCAUUUUUGGGAAUAAGAUGAUUUUCUUUAGAAAAUGCAACGAAAACUUCCUUUAAAAAAACAUUGAUUCACAGGUUAUAUUCUGACUGUGAUGAAGACCUUCCUGUAAACAAUAAACUCAUUAUCUCAAUUCAGCAUUUCUGAUUUUAAACUGUUGUCUUUAUGUAGAUUAUCUUGUUUAGUAUUUAAUCAUUCUUGCAUCAGCAGAGUGCCGGUACAUUGUUCAUAUAAUG